Andrographis paniculata is the source of this 1844-nucleotide messenger RNA. Its product is annotated as laccase-17-like. Gene Ontology annotation, cellular component: apoplast. The record is from RefSeq and is a predicted model, not a curated record. Gene Ontology annotation, molecular function: copper ion binding; hydroquinone:oxygen oxidoreductase activity. Gene Ontology annotation, biological process: lignin catabolic process. The transcript is spliced from 6 exons. The coding region runs from base 36 to 1769 and encodes 577 amino acids. Lineage: Eukaryota; Viridiplantae; Streptophyta; Magnoliopsida; Lamiales; Acanthaceae.
AACAUCACUUACUCAGAAACAAACCGACUACAACGAUGAUGUCUCACAAGCUUUUGCUCUUUACCGUUAUGUGCAUUUCAUUCCGGGUCGCAUUCUCCAAACAUCCCACGGCGACGAGGCAUUACAAGUUCAACAUCAAAAUGCAGAAUGUCACGAGGCUGUGCCAAUCAAAGAGCAUAGUGACAGUUAACGGCCAAUUCCCGGGGCCUGCGAUCACUGCCCGGGAAGGCGACAGGGUUGUAGUAAAAGUCGUUAACCACGUUCAGUACAACCUAACAAUUCACUGGCAUGGUAUCCGGCAGCUGAGAAGCGGCUGGGCUGACGGGCCGGCGUACAUUACCCAAUGUCCAAUUCAGACAGGGCAGAGCUAUGUCUACAACUUCACCAUUAAAGGCCAAAGAGGAACACUCUUCUGGCACGCCCACAUCUCCUGGCUCCGCGUCACUCUCUAUGGCCCGAUUAUAAUCCUUCCCAAACGAGGAGUCCCUUAUCCAUUCCCGAAGCCACACAAAGAAGUCCCCUUACUUUUUGGUGAAUGGUGGAAGGCAGACACAGAAAAAAUCAUAAAUCAGGCAAUGCAGACAGGGUCAGCUCCAAACAUUUCUGAUGCCUACACCAUCAAUGGCUUCCCGGGGCCUUCCUACAACACAUGUUCAGCCAAAGAUACAUUCAAAUUGAAGGUGGAGCCAGGGAAGACUUACCUGCUGAGGCUGAUCAACGCCGCGCUCAACGACGAACUUUUCUUCAGCGUCGCGGACCAUAAUCUGACGGUCGUCGAAGCUGACGCUGUCUACGUGAAGCCAUUCAAAACCAAGAUAGUUCUCAUCACACCCGGACAGACAACGAAUGUCCUCCUCAAGACAAAAAACCAUCACCCAAACACAACAUUCCUAAUGGCAGCCAAGGCUUACGCCACCGGCCCUGCUGCCUUCGACAACACUACUGCCUCGGCAAUUUUGCAGUACCAUCACCGUCAUCACAACUCCACCAUGAAAUUAAACAAACUUCCCCUUCUGCAACCGUCGCUUCCCAUUUUCAACGACACCACAUUCGCGUUUAAGUUCAACGACAAGAUCCGCAGCCUGGGUAGCUCGAAAUUCCCAUCGGCGAGGGUCCCACAAAAGGUCGACAGACGAUUUUUCUUCACAGUCGGGCUCGGCCUGAUUCCUUGCCCGAAUGGCGGGAACCAAACCUGCCAGGGUCCCAACAAUACAAUGGUUGCAGCUUCCGUCAACAACGUGUCGUUCGUGAUGCCAAACACAGCCCUUCUCCAGGCUCACUUCUUCAACCAGUCGAAAGGAGUCUACACGACAGAUUUUCCGGCAAACCCACCUUUUAAAUACAACUACACCGGGAAUCCCCCGAGCAACAUUAUGAUGAAAACCGGGACCAAAGUGGUGGCGCUGCCAUUCAAUACAACAGUAGAACUUGUUCUUCAGGACACCAGUAUAAUCGGAGCAGAGAGCCACCCAUUGCAUCUCCAUGGCUUCAACUUCUUUGUCCUGGCACAGGGAAAUGGGAAUUUUGAUCCCAGCAAGGAUCCCGCCAGGUUCAAUUUGGCCGAUCCGGCGGAGAGGAACACCGUCGGGGUCCCAUCCGGUGGCUGGGUCGCAAUCCGUUUCCUAGCAGAUAAUCCAGGAGUGUGGUUCAUGCACUGUCAUUUGGAAGUCCAUACAAGCUGGGGGUUGAAAAUGGCUUGGGUUGUGAUGGACGGAAACCGCCGCAAUCAGAAGCUCCCGCCGCCGCCGGCCGAUCUGCCCAAAUGUUAAAAUUCCUUCUCAUUUGCGUUUUUAGCAUGCAGUAUGUAACACACUAUAAAUUGAGCAAAUGAUACUUCAAUUUGA